ACACAAGCACAACCACAGACACACAAACACGUUCACACACAGACACUUCACACACAAAACAACCCCUCCCCUAAGAUCCUGCAAUCUACGAGUCAGUUCUAAAAUUAUCUUCCCAGAGAUUAUUCAGCAAGGGAAUUUCCGUUUUUUACUUUAUGUGUGUGUAUUCUGUUGUUUUGGAUAUUCCCACGUCAUUGUUAAUGGACCUCCGUUGCAUCAGUCCUAUUUUAUGUUCAGCAGCGUCUGUUUAUACUCAGUCACCUUACAGGCGCGGUUAGUUUAGCCCCAGACUUUCAAUGUUUAAGGUGACCAGACAGUCCCGCUUUUGACCUCGUGUCCCGCCUGCUCAUCGGGCGGAACGCCCAAUGUCCCGCUUUCUGGCUUUCUGGCAAGUCCAUCAAAUGUCCCGGUUGUCUUUAAAAAUCACUUUCUUCGGCGUUCUUUGACGGUGACGACACCAUCAUCGGCACGUGUCCCGCUUUCGCCCCCGAAACAUCUGGUCACCUUAAAUGUGUCACCUGAGUUUUAUAGAUUCGUCAUUUUGUUAUCAUCUUCUUGUGAUGAUAUCCAAAAUUAACCACUACUGGGAUUUUUUGUGUUCAUCGCAUUUUCCGACAUGACGUCACGGAUUUUGUCUUGAGUGUCAAAAAACAACAGAUUUUGGUCGAGGUGAACUUUGACCUUGACUCUCACGCUGCUUGACAGUCACGACAGGGUCAAAUCCCUCUACAUGAAUAUUCAGCAGGAAAACUAGGAAGAAGAGUGGUUGUUUGAGAUGGCUGAUGAAGCCAUCAAUUUUCCAAGCUUAGGUAGCACAGGACCUUUAAGCAGUGGUCCUGAAAGCUCACUGUUUAUUAAUGACAGAGGAGAUCCGGAGUUGGUAAACAGUGCAGACAAAGAAAGAUUCCUGUGUCCAGUACAUCAUGGAUUGCUACGUGAUCCACGACAAACACCCUGUGGUCACCGUUUGUGUGCAAGUUGUGUGGAAGAUUAUUUGAAAGGAUCUGAAUCACGACGUUGUCCUGUAGGGGAAAGCGAUUGUGAACCUAUCACUCUACAAAAUGUCUUGCGUGACAACAGCUGUUCACGUGACAUGAAAAAGUUGAUGGUGUAUUGCCUGAACAAGUCACGUAAGUGCCCUCACAAGUGUAAAUACCAUGAAUUAAAGACCCAUAUAGAAUCCUGUGAAUAUGAAGACAUUGCUUGCAUUUAUGCGUCACGUGGCUGCACAGAGAAAUCAUUGAGGAAAGACUCUAUCAGUCACACUAGUGCUUGUCCCUUCAGACCAGUUCAAUGCAAGUUUUGUAACCUUGAGAUCAACCAUAAUCAGAUCCAGCAUCAUGAAAGUGAAGUGUGUCCUGAAAAAGAAACAGGAUGCCCUUUUGGCUGUGGAGAGAAGAAAGUGAAGCGUAAGGAGAUUAUGGACCACAGAGAUGUUUGUCCUAUACGUCCAAUGGAUUGUAAAUUCAAGGCAAUGGGCUGCAGCUUUGCUGGCAAGAAAGAUGAUGUAGAAAAGCAUGAAAAACAUGCGCAGGCUGAACAUCUGGAGCUGCUGACACGGAAGGUUGCAGAACUUGAGCUUAAAAGCAUGGACACUCAGAGUGCUCUUCAAACCAUAACAGUGCAGCGUGAUGAGCUACAACAGAGCCUGAGCUCAAUGCGAAGUCAAGACCCUAACCUCCAGGCCAUGCUGCACCAGCUGGAAGGACAAGGACGGGACUUCAGGCUCAAAUUGGUUGGUCUUCUUGAGCGCGUAAUUGUGCUGGAAAGGCGUGUGCCAGAACUAGCUGAGCGAAGAAAAGUGGAGGAAAUCGAGAGGAGUAUCACAACCAUCAACCAGCGCUUAGCACAGGUUCAGACUUCGGCUGGAAGUGGGACUGGUGGCCCUGUGACAGUACCACGCUAUGGCACUAUUAACGAUAUGGCAGAUGCAUUUUCAACUCAACUUAGUGCACAUGAUAGACAGCUAGGUGUGCAUGAUGUGCGCAUGGCAGAAAUGGACCUGCGCUUCCAGCUACUGGAGACGGCCUCGUAUGAUGGCAUGCUUGUGUGGAAAAUCCGAGAUUAUGAGCGCCGUAAGAGAGAUGCUGUCAAUGGGAGAACGCUUUCCUUGUACAGCCAACCUUUCUACACUGGAAGAUUUGGGUACAAAAUGUGUGCUCGAGUCUAUCUCAAUGGUGAUGGAAUGGGAAAGACUACGCACAUGUCCCUUUUCUUUGUCAUUAUGCGAGGAGAAUAUGAUGCCCUUCUGAACUGGCCUUUUCGGCAAAAGGUGACACUGACAUUACUGGAUCAGUCAGCAGAAAAACGUCAUCUCUCAGAUCACUUCCAGCCUGACCCAACAUCAUCUAGUUUUCAAAGACCUUCAGGAGAGAUGAAUGUAGCUAGUGGAUGUCCUUUGUUUGUUUCUCAUGCUGUACUGGAAAACCCAGCUAAUGGAUAUGUUAGAGAUGACACAAUAUUUAUUAAGAUUGCAGUGGACACAAUACCAAAUCCUUUUUGAAUGUAUUAAGGGAACAUUUUUUCUGUUUUAGUAUACC
This is a messenger RNA of Pomacea canaliculata, 2537 nucleotides long. RefSeq names its product TNF receptor-associated factor 3-like. Gene Ontology annotation, biological process: positive regulation of JNK cascade; regulation of apoptotic process; tumor necrosis factor-mediated signaling pathway. The record is from RefSeq and is a predicted model, not a curated record. Lineage: Eukaryota; Metazoa; Mollusca; Gastropoda; Architaenioglossa; Ampullariidae. Gene Ontology annotation, molecular function: protein binding; zinc ion binding. Bases 773 to 2500 code for a protein of 575 amino acids. The transcript is spliced from 12 exons. Gene Ontology annotation, cellular component: plasma membrane signaling receptor complex.